AUGGAGCCUCAAAGCAAAGUCAGGAAGAAGGUCAAGCGACCAGGGGGACGCAACCCUGGGUCACGGAGGAAGUCGAAGUGCUGGCGCUGGGCAAGGAAGAUCAAGAGGAGCCAAAGCCAGGGCGUGGCAGGGGGAGCAAAGGCGUGGCCAAGACCAUCGACAGGUGACGCGCUGGAGGAGGAGCAGCAGCAGCAGCAGCAACAAGAGCACAGCGAAGAGGAAGAUCGCAAGACCCAGGGGUCCAAGAGGCGGGAUCGGAAGCGAGGCUCAGAGGCUGAGCUCCAAGAUCGGGGGCAAACGGGAAAUAGAGUUGGCACGUCCUGUCCCUUCGUCGUUGUCGUCAAGCAUCGAAGAUACUAG
Molecule: messenger RNA, 360 nt
Organism: Fusarium verticillioides 7600
Lineage: Eukaryota; Fungi; Ascomycota; Sordariomycetes; Hypocreales; Nectriaceae
Exons: 2
Coding region: 1-360 (119 amino acids)
Source: RefSeq, a predicted model, not a curated record